Molecule: messenger RNA, 4531 nt
Organism: Gymnogyps californianus (California condor)
Lineage: Eukaryota; Metazoa; Chordata; Aves; Accipitriformes; Cathartidae
Gene: ZBTB24
Product: zinc finger and BTB domain containing 24
Exons: 6
Coding region: 1-2205 (734 amino acids)
Biological process (GO): regulation of transcription by RNA polymerase II
Cellular component (GO): nucleus
Molecular function (GO): DNA-binding transcription factor activity, RNA polymerase II-specific; RNA polymerase II cis-regulatory region sequence-specific DNA binding; protein binding
Source: RefSeq, a predicted model, not a curated record
AUGGCAGAAACGACUCCUGAUGCUUCUGAGAAACUGGUCGUCAUCCACUCCAAAGCUCACAAAGAUACCAUUCUAGCUAAUUUUGAAGAACAAAGGAAAAAGGAUUUUCUUUGUGACAUUACUCUAAUAGUGGAGAAUGUGCAAUUCAGAGCCCAUAAAGCUUUGCUUGCUGCCAGCAGUGAAUACUUCUCAAUGAUGUUUGUAGAUGAGGGUGAAAUAGGGCAGUCAAUUUACAUGUUGGAGGGAAUGGUUGCCGACACCUUUGGAGCACUCCUGGAAUUUAUCUACACUGGUUGCCUCCGUGCCAGUGAAAAAAGCACAGAACAAAUUCUGGCUACUGCACAGCUGCUGAAAGUGACUGACUUGGUUUGGGCCUGUACAGACUAUCAGGCCAGCCGUAGCCCAAGUAAUGCGUUACCGGCUCCAGCUAAUAGUGGAGCCUCUGUAGCCAUUAUUGCAAGUGACAAGAAAAACGACGAUCCACCAAAGCGAAAACGAGGGCGACCAAGGAAAGUCAAGAAUGUCCAAGAAGAAAAAUCAGGAGCAAAUUCUGCCGAAGAUGUGCAGCUGAGAGAGAACAACUCCAUGCAAAAUAAGCAAAAUUUUAUGAAAAAAGACACUGCAGCAGAAGAAACAGUUGCCAGCGAACAGGCUCCAACGAGGAAAGAUGCAGAAGAAAAUGAACCUGCUUGUGGCUCAGAAGCUGCUGUCGAUCUGUCAGCUGAGAAAGAUGAGAAUUAUGAUCCCAAAUCUGAAGGAAUACAGAGCACUCAGAGCCGGUAUAGCAAACGCAGAAUAAGGAGAUCAAUCAAACUAAAAGAUUAUAAACUCCUCGGUGAUGAGGAUGAAAAAGGACUGGCAAAGAGAACCGAUGGAAAAAGAAAACGUGCAGGUUCUGAAGCUCGCUGUAAAGACUGUGGCAAAGUAUUUAAAUAUAAUCACUUCUUAGCUAUUCAUCAGCGAAGUCAUACAGGGGAGCGCCCUUUUAAGUGCAGUGAAUGUGGCAAAGGCUUUUCCCAGAAGCAUUCUCUUCAAGUCCAUGAGCGGAUGCACACUGGAGAACGGCCGUACACGUGCACCAUCUGCAGCAAGGCUCUGACAACAAAGCAUUCUCUUCUGGAGCAUAUGAGCCUACAUACAGGGCAGAAGGCUUUUACAUGCGAUCAGUGUGGGAAAUACUUCAGCCAAAAGAGGCAGCUCAAGAGCCACUACCGAGUACACACAGGCCAUUCACUGCCGGAAUGUAACCAGUGUCGUCGCAAAUUCAUGGAUGCAGCUCAGUUAAAGAAACAUCUAAGAACACAUACAGGUGAGAAGCCCUUCACUUGUGAAAUUUGUGGCAAAUCAUUUACAGCUAAAAGUUCUCUUCAGACUCACAUUAGAAUUCACAGAGGAGAAAAGCCAUAUUCUUGUGGUAUAUGUGGAAAAUCCUUCUCUGAUUCCAGUGCUAAGAGAAGACACUGUAUCUUACACACAGGCAAAAAGCCUUUCUCUUGCCCAGAAUGUAGUUUGCAGUUUGCUCGUCUGGACAACCUGAAGUCUCAUUUGAAAAUUCAUAGCAAGGAAAAGCAGUUUCAGGAAGCCAGCGCUGCCCCAAGCACCCACACUAAUUCAGAAGAAGUGAGAAACAUUCUUCAGCUGCAGCAGUAUCAACUUGCCACCUCUGGAGGGCAGGAAAUUCAACUACUGGUUACAGAUGCAGUACAUAAUAUAAACUUCAUGCCUAGUCAUAAUCAAGGCAUUAGUAUUGUUACUGCAGAAAAUGCCCCAAAUAUGACAACAGAGCAGGCUGCUAACCUCACGCUCCUUGCUCAGCCACCACAGCAGUUGCAAAACUUGUUGCUUUCAGCUCAGCAGGAGCAAGCGGAACAAAUCCAAAGUAUCAAUAUGAUUGCAAACCAAAUAGAGACUGCCCAACCUGAACAAAUGCAUGUCAUCACUCUUUCCAAGGAAGCACUAGAACAUCUCCAUGCUCACCAAGGACAAAAUGAAGAAAUCCACUUAGCAGGAUCUUCACAUCCAGCUCAGCACGUGCAGCUGACUCAGGAGUCAAGUCAACAGUCUCACUCUAGCCAAGAUACGGUUCCUUCCCAUCAAAUCAGUGAAGAACAGAAUCAAAGUGUACAUGUUUCUGAAUCCCAUCAGCAGUCUCUGUCAGGAAAUGAGUCAUCUCAUGAGCAUCCUAUUCAAGGACAGGCUUUCUGAAAUGCUUAUUUAUCAUCAGAGGGCUAGGCUAUAGCAUGCUUCUCAUCCAAGCAGUGAUUACACAUAUCGCACUUUCUUUUCUGCGGCAUAAUCUAUCUGAAGAUGCAUUUCUUGGUGAUUUUGAUGGGUGACUUCCAGUUUUCUUAUUUAUUUUAGAAUUUUUUUAUUUUUCCAGAUUGGUAUUUCUCUACCACUUAGUCCAUACCUCACAAGUGAUUAAUGUGGUUUUUUGUGCCUCAUACACAUCCAUGCCUACUGAGGAGAUAUUUGGCCCCUUGUUUGCAUUUCUGUGUGACUGUCCAGAGAAGUGUACCUUGCUGGUAGAAGAACAAUGUUUAAGAUGUCAUCUGAUCAGAAAGUACGACUUCUCUGAUGAAGUCAACAUUACCUGAACUACUGUCAAGCUUAAGAUAACCAGUACUUUUUGCAAAGCUAACGCCGUAUGUCUUAUGUUUAAUGAGCUUUCUCUCUGCACGUUAAUGUGUAAUUUUCUAUGUGAUCAUUCCCUGAAGUGCAUUUUGAUUUAUUGACUACCAAAUUUGGUUUGGGUUGGAAUUGUUGCAGCCUUUGACUGGCCCUGGAUCGCCCCUUCUGUUUACUGUAUGCUGUACAGGUUUUGCUCCUCAGAAAUGCUUAAGCCAUUGCACUUGAUUAGUGGCAAUGAGAUGUGGUGGUUACACUGGACAACUGAAAAGCCCAAAUUGUGCUCUGUUAGUUCUACCACUCGCUCUCCGUGUGACUGUGGGCAAGGUGGUUGACCUCUGUGCCUUAUUUCAUCAUCUAGUAAGUGGGGAUAGCGUUCACACGCUCUGCCAAGCACUUUGAAGAGCUCUUGAUGUUGAAGGCACUGUCUAUUGAAGUGCAAAAUUCUCUUCCUGACAGGAUUCAGUCUAAGCUUAGGAGCCAGCGUAUAUUUAAAGUAUUAUUUUUUGUACUUUUGAGAGCAGAAUGUAAUGUUACUUUUAAUAUAUGUUAAAGCUGGUAAUUGUUUUUGUGGGGAAUUAAACAAUGAAUAGAAUCACUUCAGAGCAUAAUGAGCUAUAUAAAUGGGGCGUAUCGUGUUAAAAUUGUACAGCUAUUUUCGCUGACUAGAUUAGAUGUGUACAGAUUGUUUUCAAUGACUGACUGCUAACAAAAAAGAUUCGACAUCUUAAUAAAAUGUCAUGCCAGAAUACAUGCUUUGCAUUUUCAAGUUUGGCUACUGGUAACACCUCACCGUGUACUGGUGUGUUAAAAUCCAGAUAAAAUGCCACUGGUACUUAAAGCAACAUGCUCAAUCGUCACUUGAGGUUUAAAAUGUCAUACUUGUGAUUUACAUUGAUAUUUUAUGUUUUAACAAAUGAAAAAUGUAAAAAUUAAGGUGAAUUUAAAAGCAAAACAAAAGAUCUUUGUAUGUGCUUGGCUUAUAUGACUGCCCAGAGAGAGUCACUGCAUAAAAGCCUAGUGCGUAGAAUGAUAGAAUAAUUUAAGGUGGAAGGGACUUCCAGAGGCCACCUGGUCCAUCACCUUCCUCAAAGCAGGUACGCCUAGAUUAUGUCACUGUUGUCUGGUUGAGUUUUGAACGCUUCCAGGGAUGGAGAUUCACAACCUCUCUAGGCCACCAGUUCCAGUGUUUGACCAUCUUCGCGGUGAAAAAAAUGUUUCCUGUAUUUAACUGGAAUUUCCCAUGUUCCAGUUUGUGUUCGCUGCCUCUUGUCCUACUGCUGCGCCUCCAAGAAGUGUCUUCUCUACACCCUCCCAUUCGGUAGCUGAAGACAGCAGUAAGGUCCUCCCAAAGCCUUCUGCUCUCAAGGCCUGAACAAACCCAGCUUGCGCAACCUUUUCCGUCAUGUGCUGCAGCUCUUUAAUCGCCUUGGUGGACUUCUGCUGCCCUCAGUCCAGUAUGUCAAUGUCUGUCUUGUUCUGGGGAGCCCAAACUCUGGAUGACAUUCCUCGUUCAAGUCCAGGCUACUUGGCCAGCUCCUGACCGCAUGCUGCAGGAGUUUGGGUAAAUAUCUCCAUUUUUCCAAAGUACUAGAUCAGUUUUUAUAUAAAUGGAUCAUGAAAAGGGUAGACAGUGGGAAUAAGUCAAUGCCAAAAAAACCCCAAACCAUCCCACAGCAAAACUCUGUUUAGGCUUUUCACCUUUUCUUUCCUCUCAGAAUGGAGAAAUAAAAUUUGUAUACUUUCUGCCACCAAAGAGAACCAGCAUACUCUGCAGUUGUACUUGAGAAGCUCCAAGUCUUGAUGCUGUAAGAACAGAUGAAAAAAUACAGUAAAGCUUGUUACAACAUCUACGAAAAUCCUACUGAUUAAUUGUAUACAUUUAAGCUUACAAUAAAUAGUC